CUGUCUCACUAAACAUUUAUAUUUAAACGCGUUUAUACCUAAAAGGAAUUUUCGGGUUUAAGAUUAGUUAAGAUGUAACUUAGUGAUGUAAGGAGUUCAGUUCUUGAUAAUAAUGGAUAAUCAUGGAUAUGUGCCGGAUGAAGCUAACGGUAGGGCCUAUACAAUAUCUAGGUCUAACUCUAGUACUAAACCCAUUAAUUCUAAUGCAUUUUUGGUUGGGGUUAAUUCGAGAUUCAAAUCACCAAAGAAACCCGUAUACUAUCGUAGAGCCGCCAUCAUCUUAACCGUCAUAGUUAUCAUCCUUCUUAUAGGCCUAAUCGUUCUAAUAGCACUCCAUAAAAGGCAAAAUUCUGCAAAACUCUGCACCACCAGCCAGUGCAUCCGAUCAGCAGCAAACCUAAAAUACUCGAUGAACUUCUCGGUGAACCCCUGCGACGAUUUCUACAAAUUCUGCUGCGGACGGUGGUCCAAGGAGCACCCGAACCACGGCUGGUACCCCAGCUACUCCACCUUCACCACCAUCAGCGAAAAAAUCAUGAUAGAAUCCAUGGAAGUGCUCCAAGGUGACUUGGAAGAUGAUGAACCUGCAGCAGUUGGACACGCCAAGAGACUGUAUCAGUCUUGCAUGGAUAAAGAGUCUACAGAUGACUUGGGUCUAACACCCUUAGUGAAGUACUUGAACAUGACCGGGCUGCCCACCAUACCGAGUUAUUUCAAUACAAUUCUUACGAAGGAUUUUCAGUUUGAUUGGGUGAGAACCGAGGUGCUACUCAAGGUGGUGCUGGCAAUGGACGUGUUCAUCGGGUUCACCGUACAACCGAAUAUAUUUAAAAGGAACGAGAGUGUUAUUUAUGUGGGGGUUUUGUAUCAGAGCUGUCCGUUACCUAGCCCAAUGAAGAAAAAACACCUAAAACUGCGCCAACCGUGGAAAAGGCCGAUAACCAAACGAGAAACUGACGAUGAUGCUGAUCCAGAUUCAGAUUCAGAUGAUGAUCAGGUGGAACACCAGCGAAAAGAAUUACGAACAAAAAUACGCACAACUAUCAUCAAAUAUGUGACCAAGCGGCUCUUUGAAUAUUCCGGUCUAACUCAUCCGGAAGAGGAGUUUUUGCAAGAAGCGGCAGACAUCAUUAACAAUAUAACAUACCAUUUAGAUGACCUGAACGAGAACGAAAACUACACGCUACCGCAAGGCGAUACUGGUGAAGACCAAACACACAACGUCACUUUUAAAAAGCUACAAGAGCUCACUGAUAAUAACGUGGAAAAGCUCAUGCCAGAUUUCUGGAUAAACUACAUCAGUUUGAUUUUCGAAGGCACCAAUGUGACCAUCAAUGAAUCCAGUGAUUAUUUGUUUAUUACUGAUGUGGAGCUCGGAUACAUCUGGGGUGUUUUGAACUACGUUUCCAGCCUUCCGAGGGAGCAUAUUGAGCUCUACAUGUGGUGGUCAACGGUUUACGCGAUGAUCCUUAGUACCACCAGUGAGGUAUCUGAGUAUAUACUCGCUGCGACUGCUGUGUAUUAUGCCAGUACGUACCAAGAUGAUGAAUCUGUCUAUGUGAGGUCCAGAUCUCUGGAUUGUUGCGAGUUAGUGAAUAAGUAUAUGGGGUGGGCAGUGAGUUAUGCCAUUGCUGAUAAGAAUUUUGCUAACCGUACCAAGCCAAGGCUUCCUACUACUGUUGAAAAAUGGUUAGAAAUAUCUAAACUCUUUGGAGAAAGGUGGAAUUUUCCCCAUUGCCUCGGUGCCCUUGACGGCAAACACGUUAACAUCCAAUGCCCUGCCAAUUCUGGAAAUUCUUAUUACAACUAUAAACGAUAUGUUAAAAAAAUGAUAAACGACAUCAAAGCCGCUUUUGUGGAACACGUGCGUGGCAUCACCUGGAUGGACGAUGCUACCAAGAAAGUCACAUUGCAAAAAAGCGAAGAAAUGCUGAGUUUAGUCGGUUAUCCCGAUUGGUUGUACGAACCUGGAGCGCUAGAUCGGAAAUAUUACGGUUUGGAAAUCAACGAAACGACUUAUCUGGACAAUCUGGUUAAUAUAAUAAUCCAGUCGAUAAACGAGACUUUGACCUCCUUGAGGCUGACCAAUCCGAGGGAUUGGAGUACCGAGGCAACCACUGUAAAUGCUUUUAAUUCCUUUAGUGAUAAUGCCAUCAAUGUUCCUAUGGCAAUCCUGAAUUAUCCUUUAUACGACUUGGGACUGGAGGUUUUAAACUAUGGUUCGAUCGGUUCGAUACUGGGUCACGAGCUAACACACGGAUUCGAUAACACCGGAAGAAAAUACGACAUUUACGGUAAUUACAUACAGUGGUGGACGAACAAAACGAUCGAUACCUUUGAAAAUAUGACCAAAUGUUUCGUUGACCAGUAUGAUAAUUACACCCUCGAUGGGGUUAAGGGACAUGUUAAAGGCAGAGUGACUUUGGGUGAAAAUUUAGCGGAUAACGGGGGCGUGAAUCAGGCUUAUAUGGCUUACAAACGUUAUCGGAAGAAAUAUGGGGAAGAAGCGAAAUUGCCGGGGUUCGAGGGGUAUUCCAGUGAUCAAAUGUUUUAUAUUGCUUAUGGCAGUAUUUGGUGCGAAACCACCUCCGUAGAUGACCUAAAACUGCAACUAGAAUACGACGAGCAUUGUCCAAACGCAAUCAGAGUCAUCGGAACUCUGCAGAAUUCUGAAGAGUUCAGCGAAGCCUUUAGCUGUCCCGUGGACAGUUACAUGAAUCCAAAAAGGAAAAAGUGCAAAAUUUGGUAAAAUAGGGACCACAUUAUAGUUACUAAGCAAGUUCUGAAAGUGUGAUAUUUGUAUAUUAGCUGUGGCAAUCGAAUAAAUAAACGCUAUUUCGUUUC
Molecule: messenger RNA, 2844 nt
Organism: Anthonomus grandis grandis
Lineage: Eukaryota; Metazoa; Arthropoda; Insecta; Coleoptera; Curculionidae
Product: neprilysin
Exons: 17
Coding region: 113-2749 (878 amino acids)
Biological process (GO): protein processing
Cellular component (GO): plasma membrane
Molecular function (GO): metalloendopeptidase activity
Source: RefSeq, a predicted model, not a curated record